This is a messenger RNA of Hipposideros armiger (great roundleaf bat), 1159 nucleotides long. RefSeq names its product gamma-glutamylcyclotransferase (gene GGCT). Bases 125 to 697 code for a protein of 190 amino acids. The transcript is spliced from 4 exons. NCBI's taxonomy places the organism in Eukaryota, Metazoa, Chordata, Mammalia, Chiroptera, Hipposideridae. Gene Ontology annotation, molecular function: gamma-glutamylcyclotransferase activity. The record is from RefSeq and is a predicted model, not a curated record.
CGUAACGCCGCAGGCGGCAGUGCGGCGGCCACUGGCUAGGAGUCCUAGGAACGGUGCUGUGUUCGGCGUCCUCUCUUCAUCCCCGCGCUGCGGACGCUGGGGCCGUGCAGGCGUCUUGUGGGACAUGGCGCACUCGGGCAGCGAGGACGUGCAGGGCCAGGAAGAGGAGACUUUUCUGUACUUUGCCUAUGGCAGCAACCUAAUGAGCAAGCGGAUUCACCUCCAAAACCCCUCGGCCGCCUUCUGCUCCGUGGCCCGCCUGCAGGAUUUUAAGCUUGAUUUUGGCAAUUCCCAAGGCAAAGCAAGUGAAACUUGGCAUGGAGGCAUAGCCACCAUUUAUGAAAGUCCUGGCGACGAAGUAUGGGGAGUAGUAUGGAAAAUGAACAAAAGCAAUUUAAGUUCUCUGGAUAAGCAAGAAGGGGUUAAUAGUGGAACGUAUGUCCCAAUAGAAAUUAGUGUUUACACUCAAGAAGGAAAAGAAAUUACCUGUCGAAGUUAUCAGAUGAAAAAUUACGAGAGAGCUCCCCCAUCACCCCAGUAUAUAAAGGUCAUUUGCAUGGGUGCAAAAGAGAACGGUUUGCCACCGGAGUAUCAAAAGAAGUUAAAUGCAAUAGAACCAAAUGACUACAAAGGAAAGGUCUCAGAAGAAAUUGAAGACAUUAUCCAAAAAGGGGAAGCAAAACUCAUUAGACCAUAAUUGAAUAUAUCAACGGAUGUUUUUUCUAUGUGCUAAUAUACUUUUAACAUUUGAAAGAGGGAUUUGGGAUAUCUCUACAUUUAAUAUAUUUUCAACAAUGCUCUGAAGGGCUAUCUCACUUGAGUAACUCCCUCUUUUCAGACUAUGAAAGAUACUGGGUCAGGAGUUAGACAAUUGCAAAGGGGGCUGUGAGGCCCUGGAAUGCAUGAUAAAUGGCUCUGGGUACUUCUUCUGUGAACAUUGAAAGUUAUUUUCUUGAGUUGAUCUGAAGUGUAUUCUUGCUCUGUGACAAAGGGUAGAUUUGCAACUUAAUGAUGGUGCUGGUGAAUCACUCUGCUCUGGAAUUUUUCUUAUCAGCUUAAGAGCUAGCCAACUGCAGAGAUAGUUGGUAAUAAAAUUGUUUAAAUUGAAAAGCUGUCUUGCUGUUCUUAGAUGAAUAAACGUAUUUGUGGUUUAACCUGC